Antrostomus carolinensis (chuck-will's-widow) is the source of this 1248-nucleotide messenger RNA. RefSeq names its product interleukin 5 receptor subunit alpha (gene IL5RA). Bases 1 to 1248 code for a protein of 415 amino acids. Lineage: Eukaryota; Metazoa; Chordata; Aves; Caprimulgiformes; Caprimulgidae. The record is from RefSeq and is a predicted model, not a curated record. Gene Ontology annotation, molecular function: protein binding; cytokine receptor activity. Gene Ontology annotation, biological process: cytokine-mediated signaling pathway. Gene Ontology annotation, cellular component: membrane; external side of plasma membrane. The transcript has 10 exons.
AUGGCCAGCAUGAUGAGAGUUCUUCUGAUCCUGCUUUGGACAACAAAAUUGGUUCAGCCAGAUGUACCUCAAGAUGCAGGAGUUCAGGUUUUCCCACCUGUUAACUUCACCCUUACAGUCUCUGCAUUAGCACAAGUACUUUUACACUGGAAACCAAACCCUAAUCAAGAACAAAAAAACUACACUAUUAUAUAUGAUGUGAAAAUCCUGAGCCCUGUGCCCGAAGAGUAUGAUACAAAGAAGACUCACAGUAUCCGAACAGCUGCACUUCACAACGGUUUCUCCGCACACAUUCGGACGUUACUUCUCCAUAAUGACCUUCAGAUGAGAAGUGACUGGGUGAAGGAAAAUCUCCCGCCUCCACCAGGUGCUCCAGAGACAUCUGUCACUAAUUUGUCCUGUGUUACUCGCAUCACUAUUUCUAGCACUGUUUCUCUCCAUUGCACUUGGCUUCCUGGCCAAGGGGCACCAGAAGAUACCGAAUACUUUCUAUUUUACAGGUAUGAGACGUACACUGAAGAAUGUCAAGAUUAUACCAAAGACAAGUGGAACAGGAAUACCGAGUGCAGAUUUUCAGUGACUCAUAUUGAUCCUAAAGAAGUUGAUGGUCUCAUUGUAAUACACAUCAAUGGGUCUAGCAAGUAUGCUGCAAUCAAACCUUUUCAGCAGUUAUUUAACCAAAAUGCCAUUGAGAAAGUGAAUGUUCCCAGAAACAUCACUGUAUUCUUAGAGCAACAUGAUCUCGUGGCCACAUGGGAGAAGCCAAUUUCUCCUUUCCCUAAAGAGUGUUUUGAAUAUGAAUUUUAUCUCUUCAACUUGAAGUCAGGUAACAAGCAGAUACUGAAAAUAUUCUCAAAUGACUUCAGAUUACAGAUAGAUGUUACCAGCAGGUAUUCCAUACAAAUAAGAGCUAAUCAUCACAUAUGUUGUACGAGAGGAUUCUGGAGUGACUGGAGUGAAAUCAUUUCUGUUGGGCAAAACAAACUGGAGAAUCCUGUAGCCUGGAUUCUCGCUGUGCUUUGUGUGUCCACGUGCUGCACAAAAAAAAAGCUUGUUGCUAUAAUAUGCAAACUAAACCACGUAUGGAGUAAACUGUUUCCACCGAUUCCGACACCCAGCAACAAAUUCAGAGAUCCCUUCCCCAACGACUACGAGAGAGCACGUACCUGCACCAGCGAGACAGAGACCGAGUUCGGCAGCUUCGCUGAAGAUCUCUACUGCAGCGCCCUCGACGACUCUGUCUUCUGA